Messenger RNA from Rotaria sp. Silwood2, 321 nucleotides. NCBI's taxonomy places the organism in Eukaryota, Metazoa, Rotifera, Eurotatoria, Philodinida, Philodinidae. The record is from the annotation of a GenBank genome assembly.
AUGAAUGACGAUCCAAUCAUCAAUUCUCAUCUAUUACAAUUAAAUAUCGAUGAUACUGAUAUUGAUUUAGAAUCUGAUUCAGAUAGUAGUUCAAUUGAUUCUGAUAUCAAAGUCGAUGGCACAGAACAAAACAAAAUUAAAAACGAAAAAAUAGUUCCAUUAUCACCAGAACAAGCAUCAACACCACAAACUAUUACUACUUCAAUAACAUUAACACUAAAAACUUCAUCAAACACAUCAUCAUCGCAACCAACAACAAAUUUUAAUUCAAAACGUUCAGCAACAACAACAAAUAUGUCGUUAUCUGUUACAAAAAGAUGA